Messenger RNA from Moesziomyces aphidis, 2196 nucleotides. Lineage: Eukaryota; Fungi; Basidiomycota; Ustilaginomycetes; Ustilaginales; Ustilaginaceae. The record is from the annotation of a GenBank genome assembly.
AUGACAACAGCUCAAGCACGGUCCGACACCGACGACCGCACCAACUCGGUCCUGUCCACGUCCUCGCAUACGCACGUCGACUACCCCGAUGGCUCUCAACAGUCACCUCGAUCCAAGAUGACCGCCUGGCCCACCAAGCACCCGGAGGAAUAUGAGCUCAAUGCCGGUCAACCAGCGCAGGCUGAGGAUGUUGCGCAAAGAGCUUUAGCCAUCGACACCCAGGGGCAGCGUGGUCCCACAGCGUCGACCGAGCGAACGCAGGCUGGUCCAGCACAUCCACCACCACCUGUGUGCAUGCAGAACUGCAUCUCCAGCAUCGAGGCAUGUACCCAGGACAUCGCGCGCUUUAACGAGCGCGUCGAGCAGAACAGAGUGGAAGCAGAGGCGCAGAGGCGCGAAUCAGGAGAUCCUGUUGUGGCACGCAAGGCCAUCAUUCCGCUCGUCUUUGUCAUUCUGUUUUGGGUCUUUUUCGUCUUCGUGUGGCGGCUUUGCAGUCGCAUGAUCCAGCAGACGCCUCAAGGCGUCGUUCUCGGCACUCGAUCCGAAGGAAUCGGCAUACUCGUUGGCUUUGUCGUUCUGUGGCUCAUGACCAUGUGGUCCUAUGUGACGGUCAUCUCCAAGGGUCCGGGUCACGUCAAGGACUAUGUGCCAGAAACUGCGCCUCCACUUCCAGGACCACAUGAUGCGACGCCAUGGAAUCAAGGAGCUGCACCCCAGUGCGGCCCCCAGCAGCAACACCCCACGCAGCCCUUACCGAUACCCACACAGCAUGCAGGCCGUCAUUCGAACAUUCCAGCCUCAGAAAGCUCGUUUGCGCAUUCACACGGACUGCCAUCUUCAAACUCGCUGCCAUACCCCUCGUUCAACGCCGAUCUGGAGCGAUUCGGCGGCAACCGUGCAUCCUCAGACAGCAUGCGCGUGCUGCCCGGCUCGGUCGAGCCCAAGCAUGACAUGACGGCUGCCGACCUUUCGCACUCGCGUAACUUUUCCCAGCGCACCAUCGCAGAGGAAGAAGAAGGCGCAGCUGACACGUCAGCCGUCGACGUCGAGGCACAGCUCCGCAGCGAACCCGCACCCGCAACGGAGGGCUGCGAUGUUGCUUCCCACGUCGACCCGCAGCUCCCUGGCAUCCUCGGGCCUCUGGCCGCAGCAACCAUUGCAGAAGGCGACGCGAUGCGAGAGGCGACGGAUGAGCUGGACCGAGCAAGGGGCAACGUCGACCGCGGUCCCCACACGGAACCUGCAGAAGCUUCCGCCGCGCUACCUGGAUCAUCAGGAUGGUCUGCACCACAGAGACGACCACCGAACGAUCCGCCGCCGCUGUCUGCCGCAGCGCAGUACUGCCAUCGCUGCAAGCGCGUCAAACCGCCGCGCGCGCACCACUGCCGACGCUGCGGCACCUGCGUGCUCAAAAUGGAUCACCACUGUCCCUGGGUGGGCGGCUGCGUGGGCGCGCACAACCAGCGCUUCUUCUUCAUCUUUGUGCUGUGGGUCACGCUGCUCGAAGUAUACACGCUCGCGACGACGGCAGUGUACUUCCACCGAGGUGUGCGCGCGCUCUCUUCCAACUCGUCAUGGCAGGUGGAUGGCUUUCUCGUCUCGCUGUUCCCCAUCUGCGCGGUGUUUUUGAUUUUCACGGGCGCGCUGCUGGGCACGCACGUGUUCCUGAUGGCGCACAACAUGACGACCAUCGAGCAUGUCGGGGUGAAUCGCAUGCAGGGCCGCGAGCGCGUGCUUGUCGAUAGGUGGUUCGGCAUGCAGGCGAACAGUUCCGCCAAGACGCCUGGAUUCGGCGCAGGUCUCAAAGCCAAGAGGCAGAUGAUUCGAGACUGGGACAGGGAGUGGGGCAAGCUCACAAAGGAGGGCAACAGGUGGUGGCUCGGCAGCUCCAGCGAGGCGGAGGCACAAGAGACGAGCGCUGCGCAGGACACCCAGACAGGCGCGCAGCACGAGGACGGCGGCUCGAUCCAUGCUGCGCACGAAAAGCACGUUGCGGAGGGAAAGCGCGCAGGACAUCAGCGCGUCCACGGUGCAUUCCGGACCAACACGGCGCAGGCGCUGGGCAGCUCGAUGUGGAUGUGGUUCCUGCCGAUCGGCAAGCAUCCGAACGACGGACUGGACUUCCCCAUGAAUCCGAGAUUCGGCCCACAGGGUGUCUGGCGAAAACGCCCGGAAUGGCCCGAGCAUCUGCAGUGA